AUGAAGGUCUUCGCCGCCGCUCUCUUCGCUGGCCUCGCCGCCGCCGCCACCACCGUCAAGGUCACCGACAUCUCCAUCCGCGAUAACGAUGGCCUCCAGGCCGUCUCCUUCAAGGUCGACGGCACCGACUGCAGCUCGGUCAGCGCCGCCACCCUCGCCGGCAACGGCGCCAACGCCUGCGGUGCCGCCAGCCCGCCCGACUUCACCUUCUCCGUUGAGAAGAACGGCCUGUCCGACUACCAGCUCUGGCUGCACAAGAACGACGGCUCUGUCCGCGGCCUCAACGGUGGUGGCAAGCCUCCCGUCUACUGCCACGCUGGCGGUAACGGCCAGAACGACUUCGUCUGCACCCAGGUCGGCGACCUCUCGGUCGAGCUUCAGUAA
Messenger RNA from Lasiodiplodia theobromae, 384 nucleotides. Its product is annotated as Hypersensitive response-inducing protein elicitor. The record is from RefSeq and is a predicted model, not a curated record. The transcript is spliced from 2 exons. Bases 1 to 384 code for a protein of 127 amino acids. NCBI's taxonomy places the organism in Eukaryota, Fungi, Ascomycota, Dothideomycetes, Botryosphaeriales, Botryosphaeriaceae.